AUGUUUCUGACAAGGUCCGAGUAUGAUAGGGGUGUGAACACUUUUUCGCCAGAAGGAAGGUUGUUUCAAGUAGAAUAUGCCAUCGAAGCGAUAAAGCUGGGUUCUACAGCGAUUGGCAUCCAAACGCAUGACGGCGUUCUGCUCACCUGCGAGAAACGUUUGACCUCCCCACUGAUGCUUCCUUCCAGCAUGGAAAAGAUACUGCAGAUCGAUUCACAUAUUGGCUGCACUACGAGUGGGUUGAUCGGGGACAGCAAAACGCUGAUCGAUCGUGCUCGAGUUGAGGCACAGAACCAGUGGUUUGUGUAUGGUGAAAAGAUUACCGUUGAAGGUGUGACACAGGCAGUGUCAAACUUAGCGCUUGAAUUCGGUGACGACGAUGCGGAAGCAGCGAUGAGUAGGCCGUUUGGCGUUGCCAUGUUGUUUGCGGGUUGCGAUAAGCGGGGUCCACAAUUGUAUUCAAUGGAUCCUAGCGGAACGUUCAUUGAAUGUCAGGCAAAAGCUAUCGGCUCAGCUUCUGAAGGAGCCCAGCAGUCCCUACAGGAACAGUACAAUUCCUCAAUUUCAUUGAUUGGUGCGCAAAAGCUAGCCCUUGGCAUUCUUAAGCAGGUGAUGGAGGAGAAAAUGAGCGCUAUCAACAUUGAAGUACGUUAA
Soboliphyme baturini is the source of this 654-nucleotide messenger RNA. The record is from the annotation of a GenBank genome assembly. Lineage: Eukaryota; Metazoa; Nematoda; Enoplea; Dioctophymatida; Soboliphymatidae.